Messenger RNA from Penaeus chinensis, 1738 nucleotides. RefSeq names its product platelet-activating factor acetylhydrolase-like. The record is from RefSeq and is a predicted model, not a curated record. The transcript has 9 exons. Gene Ontology annotation, molecular function: 1-alkyl-2-acetylglycerophosphocholine esterase activity. Bases 110 to 1327 code for a protein of 405 amino acids. Lineage: Eukaryota; Metazoa; Arthropoda; Malacostraca; Decapoda; Penaeidae.
CUUUACUUGGCUGCCAGGCUACCAGUUAGCUUGUGGACAGUGAAGGGAUCGUUUAUAUAUUCUGUGCUGCUCAUUUAAUGAAUGUGUCAAGUGUAUUUCUCAUCGGAUAAUGUCAAAAACUCUUUACACUAAUGGAACUCAGCACACGCCAUUCCCCAGAGGGCCCUUGUCAGUUGGCUGCAAAGAUGUCUGCACGGAAGGGGAAGACGCGGUCUUGUUUAGACUGUUUUUCCCCGUACUAGGAAAGAAGGUGCCGUACGAAAAGCAGGAUCCGGCGGGCUGGACGGACUGGUACCUCGGGCAGCCCUAUAGCACGGGGUUCGCCAAGUUCAUCAUCACGUCGCAGAGCUACUCGAUGUGGAUACUCCGCGCUCUCAGCCCCUUCCUCUUCCUCUACGGGGAUUGGCUUACCAAGAACCUGAAGGUGCCGGCGGCGUGGCUGGGCGGCGAGCAACCUGACGAAGACGACGCCGCGCGGGAGACUCCGGCGAGCGGGAAGAUGCCGGUGCUCGUGGCUUCGCACGGGAUGGCCGCCCACCGCUCCGUCUUCUCCAGCCUCGCCUGCGACCUCGCCUCGCACGGCUUCCUCGUGGUGGUUCUUGAGCACCGAGACGGGUCGUCCUGCGCCUCCUACCACGUCGGUCCGUCGAGCAGCAAGACGUGGAUGAUCUACAGCGGUUAUGAACGGGAAUCUCAGCUGGACCACCGCGUCGAGGAGGUGUUCGGCGCCGUGGCGGCGGUGCGGCGGCUCAACGAAGGGACGCUCAUCAACGAGCUCGAGCCAGACAACAAACUCAGCGCCUUCAAGGGCGCUCUGGACCUGAACAACAUGGCUCUUCUGGGGCAUUCCUACGGCGGCACCACCACGUUUCGCGUUCUGGCGGAUCCUAGGAACUGCUUCAGGGUCGGCGUCACCCUCGACCCGUGGAUGUUCCCCGUGAGGUCAGAUCCCGAGGCGCUGGGGAGGGCCGUCGCCACCCCCGUCCUGUCCGUGUCCAGCGAGGAUUUCAACAAUGGAGCCAAUCUUAAGGCCUUAAGGAGGCUUAGGGACGCCCAUAAGACGGAGGAAUCGCUAUUUUACACCAUGAAAGGCACAACCCAUCACCAUGGCAACGACGCUCCUUGGCUCGCGGGCAGACUGGGCUGGUGGAUUACGAGCGGAAACUACACUCACCCGCCAGAAGUCAUCAACGAACUACAGAAUAGCCUUAUUCUCACUUUCUUGGACAAAUAUUUAGAUAUCGAAGACCGCAGACUGCUGGCCUCUGUGAUCCCAGUCUAUGAACAGUUCAUACAGGAGAAUAAAGAUAUCCUAAUGGAAGAUUAAGGAAUGCAUCUCGAACGUUGUCUAAGUCAGAGUUAUUUUUUCGAACUUUAGAAUUAUGGUCCACUAUUGGUAUGGUGAUAUAGUGUAAAGUUUUAUGUCUUGGUUUUGAAUUUAUAUGGUUAUCUGUCUAUAAAUGUUUGGUCACUGUAAGUAACCGACGAACAGUAUAAAUUACGAAUUUAAAUUGAAUUUUAUAUUACUUAAUGUGUUUAUAGCCGUGAUGCAAUUAUAUAUAUUUAAGUGACGUUAAAUACCAGAAUCAUAUAAUGUAAGACUAGCCAUAUAAGGUAGCACCAAAUUAUUAGAUGAACAGAUGUUAUUUGUUUUACAGUUUGCUUGUUGUUUUCGGACAAAUCUACCUCAAUAUUGUUUUAACUUUUUGUGUAUAAUUCAAUUAAAGGCUCCAUGUUC